GCCACCAUUAUUGGUCAAAACUUGUAUAUCUCAAUAAUGGGGUGCCAAAACUCGAAGUUGAAUGCAGACGUAUUGGCCAUACCUCCAAAACUACGUCCCAUUUUAUGGCGAAAAUUUGAGGAGUUACGGAGUCGACGUAGAAACGGCGUCGUUGGUGGUACUACAAUCUCCAAGAAAGAGCUUUUGAAAGAUAAUAAAGUCUACUUGUUACCUUCGUCCAUUGAUGAAAAUGAGAGCAGAAAAUCAAUAUCGAUGGAUGAUAGUGUAUCUUCUUCUGGGUCACGACCAAAACCAGAGAAGAACGUGUCUAAGGAGGAGAAAACAAAGCCAGAAACCAUGGAGGAAACUGAUGAUAAAACAAUUAAGGAGGAUGAUAAUGAAGAGUGGAAUAUUGAAAAAGAUAGCAGAGUGGCAAAGGCUGAUGAGGCUGUAGAGAAAAUGGCGGUGGUAGAGGAAGGAGGAGAGGAGGAGGAGGAGGAAGAAGAAGAAGAGGAGAGAGGAAAUCUAUGUCCAGGAUCACCAAGCUUCAGAGUGUAUUUCAUCGAAGCAUCAUUGGGUGAGAAGGACAAUGGUAAGUGUAAAUAUGUAUAUAUAGUAUUUGACAAUAUAUAACACCAUGCAUGCAUUGUUAUUAAGCACU
Messenger RNA from Humulus lupulus (European hop), 640 nucleotides. RefSeq lists its product as uncharacterized. The coding region runs from base 37 to 612 and encodes 191 amino acids. The transcript has a single exon. The record is from RefSeq and is a predicted model, not a curated record. NCBI's taxonomy places the organism in Eukaryota, Viridiplantae, Streptophyta, Magnoliopsida, Rosales, Cannabaceae.